UCUCAACCCCACUUGGGACAGCUGCUCUGCUCUGCGUUGUGGUUUCAGAUGUGGGCGGCCUGUGUAAGCCCGCCCGUGGGAGGCUCACGUCACGGCUCGCUGCAGUUCUAUCUCGAAUCAGGCCGAAAGACUUUGCUGCAAAGACAGGAACGGUCACCUCCAGGCCUGGAGGGUUGGGGGCCCCUCAGACUUGCCAUGGGACCCAGCAGAUGCAUCUGGGAAGGAUGGGCCCUGGAGCGUGAGGCCCCGAUGCGAGAGCUGAGCACCUGGCUGCUGGUCUGCACCUGCGUCGUCAGUCGGGUCGGCUUGGGUGUCUCCGUCCAGGAGGAAGGAGGAGGGCCCGGGGCUGGAUCUUUCAUCUGCCUCAGUAACAACAUUGUGAGGAUUGACUGCCGCUGGUCUGCCCCAGAGCUGGGCCGUGGUCCCAGUCCCUGGCUCCUCUUUACCAGCAACGACGUGCUGGGCAGCAAGCACAGAUGUGUCUUCCGGGCCAGUGAGUGCACUGUGGUGCUGCCACCCCAGGAGGUGCUCGUGCCUUCCGACAACUUCACCGUCACUUUCCACCGUUACGUCUCUGGGAAGGAGCAGGUCAGCCUGGUGGACCCACACUACCUGCCCCGGAGACAUGUGAAGUUGGACCCUCCCUCUGGCUUACAGAGCAAUGUCAGCUCUGACUAUUGUGUCCUGACCUGGAGUGUCAGUCCUGCCUUGGAGCCCCUGACCUCCGUCCUCAGCUACGAGCUGGCCUUCAAGAAGCAGGAAGAGGCCUGGGAGCAGGCCCGGCACAGGGAUCACAUUGUCGGGGUGACCCGGCUCACCCUCGAAGCUGUUGAACUGGACCCCGGUUCCCACUAUGAGGCCCGGCUGCGGGUCCAGAUGGCCACCCCGGAGGAUGACAUGAUGGAGGAGCUGCGCUAUGAGGGCCAGUGGAGCGAAUGGAGCCAGUCUGCCUGCUUCCCCUCUCCCCAGAGCCCUGCCCGAGGCUCCCUGUUCUCACCUCGGGGGCAGCCCAACAGCCGCAUCCUUGUGGCUGUGCCCGUCUUUCUGCUGCUGACCAGCCUGACCUACCUCGUGUUCAAGCUUUUGCCCAGGGUGAAGAGAAGCUUCUCCCAGAACGUGCCCUCUCCAGUGGCGUUCUUCCAGUCCCUCUACAGUGUGCACAACGGGGACUUCCAGACCUGGAUAGGGGCCCACAGAACCGGUCUGCUGCCGAGCCAGGACUGCGCCGGUUCCCCACGAGGAGCCUCGGAGUCUAGUGUCCGGGAGGCCAUUGAGUGGCUGACCUAUGACCCAGUGGAUCCCUGGCAGUCAGUGGUCCUGGAGGAAGAGCGAGAGGGCCCUGGCACUGGCCUCCCAGAAGCUGUGCUGCUAGGGGGACAUGUGGUCCAGGGAGGGCAGCCACCUGCCUACCUGCCACAGGAGGACUGGGUCCCCAAGAGCCCCACCAGGCCAGCUCACCCAUGCUCAGAUUGCAGCAGUGGUGACUACUGGGCCCUGGGCUGCCCCGGGGGGUGGCACCCCUCCACCUUCCCAGGAAACACACGGAGUUCUGGGCCCAGCCCAGCUUUGGCCUGUGACCUUUCUUGGGACCAGCAGAGCCUGGAUGCCUGGCAAGGAAAUGACCCCAUGGAAGGCCCUUUGGGGCACAUUGUGACUGUUGUCAUGGUUUCAACACAGACUUACUAUGUGAAAAAUUUAGCAACAGCCCCUUACAUCUCUGAAGACAUCUAA
Ailuropoda melanoleuca (giant panda) is the source of this 1731-nucleotide messenger RNA. RefSeq names its product interleukin 9 receptor (gene IL9R). Lineage: Eukaryota; Metazoa; Chordata; Mammalia; Carnivora; Ursidae. The transcript is spliced from 10 exons. The coding region runs from base 49 to 1731 and encodes 560 amino acids. Gene Ontology annotation, molecular function: interleukin-9 binding; interleukin-9 receptor activity. Gene Ontology annotation, cellular component: membrane; external side of plasma membrane. The record is from RefSeq and is a predicted model, not a curated record. Gene Ontology annotation, biological process: cytokine-mediated signaling pathway; immunoglobulin mediated immune response.